Bolinopsis microptera is the source of this 1875-nucleotide messenger RNA. RefSeq names its product esterase-like. The record is from RefSeq and is a predicted model, not a curated record. NCBI's taxonomy places the organism in Eukaryota, Metazoa, Ctenophora, Tentaculata, Lobata, Bolinopsidae. Gene Ontology annotation, molecular function: hydrolase activity. Bases 47 to 1174 code for a protein of 375 amino acids. The transcript has 7 exons.
CAGAAUACUAUACUUAUACGUUGCAGUUUCGUUUUUGGGGGUCCUGAUGAUAAACUCUAUUUUGUUCAAGAUGUUUAAACUUUCUUCUGUCUCAUAUGACUUUAUCAUCUACCACUUUAUCACAUCUCUGGCAACUGCAGCUGCAACACUGAUCUCAACUUUGAGGCUGGCACCUUAUCAUAGGGUAUUCAGGUCAGUCACAAAGUUGCUCCUUCUAGUCCCAAAUAAACCGUUUCAAACAUGUUCUUACAGAACAGAGAUACUAGAAGAUGUGCCUUUACGGAUCUAUACUCCAUCAGUUAUCAAAUCAGACGUUGUAAUCGUCUACUAUCAUGGAGGGAUGUUUUGUUACUACAGUCAGGCUAUGUACCAUACACUUAUGUAUACAUUAGCAAUAACAAAUGGGUGUAAGGUUAUUUUGUGUGGUCAGAAGCUUGCCCCCGAGUUCCCUUUCCCUAACGCAGUUAUUGAAGCUUACCAGGUAGUAAACUGGGUCCAGACACAGGACACAACCCUCAGUAUUAACAAAAGAAGGGUAAUAGUGAUGGGGGAUGGAAGUGGGGCAGCGCUGGCCUCAGCAGUGGCUAUACUUCACCAGAGACACCAGGGAAAGUCACUGUUGGACAGCACUGCUGACCUUCAACCACCUCUAGCUGCUCAGAUUCUGAUUCAUCCUGUUCUACAAGGAUUCUCGUACGGUGAAAACAGCUCCUUAAACCCCAGUAAUAAAGGAACAGUGCAACACAAGUCGCUGUAUCUAUCUUAUUACAUUGCAGGAAAUCCAUCAUUCUCGUCAACUCUAGGAGCAGUAGAAGGUGCUACAGAUGAGUACCCCAAGUUCUGGGGAUCCCUAAUAGAUGACGCGGUUAAAACACGUGAUCCAAUAUCUGAACUUAAACCCAGUGUGGAGGGAAUAUGGAACGAGCUAGCGUUCCCACUGAUGUGUGCUGAUCCGAGCGGGCUGCCCAGCUCCUUGAUAGUGGGAUAUGUCCAGGAUCAGAGCUUCGAUGAUUCCAGGUACUUUGCGGAGUGGCUGCAAUACAACAGAGUACCAGUACACUUCAUACGUGAACUAAGUGGUUACCAUGACAACCUCCUGCUACACUCCAUAUCUCCCAGUGCUAAAAAAGUACUGCAGCACGUGACAGAUUACAUUGAACAUACUGUGUGCUGAACAAGAAGUAAGAAAUAGAGUUGUAGAUACUCAAGUUAAUGGUUCGUUAUCUACUGGGAACAUGAGCUGACAGUAACAAGUGAAAGUAACAGUAGCUCCUUAACAAGUUUCAAUACUCAGGGGACUAAAUAGUAACUACUCUAUUAUUAGUACUGUAUACUGUAUAGUAGUAGUAGUAGUAGUAGUAGUAGUAGUAGUAGUAGUAGUAGUAGUAACUGUAGUAGUACUGUAGUAGUAGUGUAUUUUUGUGGUGACCUUCCAGUCAUCCAGUGGCCUGGUUUCAGAGGUCCUGAUUGAUCAGUUUGUCUCUUAGUUAGAAUUUAGUUAGUUAAUAUUUAACAGAGUUGAAAAUAAUUAAUUAAAUCUCAGACCUAGUACAGAUAGACGGAUAAAUAACGGCACGUUUAGUGUCACAGUUACAGUGUUAACUAUAUAGUAUAUAAUAAUGUAAUGUGUUAGUUGAAAGUAAUCAGUUUAAUCCCUUUUUAUUAUAACACGGAAUGUAUAGCAUUGGGGGCUACUUAAUGGCGGCACCUACACUAUUUACUCCAACAUCUGCUGUAGAAUUACACAAGGUGCGUCACCAUGUGUCAGAAUAGAAAGGGGCGUUCAGCUAUUUAAUUGAUAAUGUUUAGAUUCUUGAAGUUUUGUUAGGUUAAGUUUAUAAUUACAGACGUUUCAGAUUUAAUUCCGUUGCUAUU